Molecule: messenger RNA, 1225 nt
Organism: Acaromyces ingoldii
Lineage: Eukaryota; Fungi; Basidiomycota; Exobasidiomycetes; Exobasidiales; Cryptobasidiaceae
Product: heme-dependent catalase
Exons: 6
Coding region: 14-1090 (358 amino acids)
Molecular function (GO): heme binding
Source: RefSeq, a predicted model, not a curated record
CACGAUAUCCAAGAUGGCUGUCGGCUACAUUCGAUGGGACCAACAGGGCGUCGAGCACGGGGCCGGUCCAAAAGAGGAUGCCAUCAUUCAUGAAAUUGAAAAACAGAUCAAUGAAGCUCAGCAGCGCGUCGUUGACAGCCACCACCAUGCUUUCAGUGGUACCCAUGUCAAGACACACGGAAUCGUUAAGGGCAAUAUGGAGAUCCUUCCCAAUCUGCCGCCCCAUCUCGCUCAGUCAAUGUUUGCCAAGCCCGGAAAGCACCCUGUUGCGAUCAGGUUCAGUUCCGAACCUACUGACCUCACACCAGAUACUGUCCCACAACCAAGAGGUCUGGGCAUGAAGGUUUUCAAUGUCGAGGGCACCAAGCUGCGUCCCGAUGGCAAGGAUCCUAAAACACAGGACUUUGAGUUUAACUCUGCGGCAGCCCUUGAGCUUGCAAACGCAGAGACGUGCCGCGACAUCAUUGGCCUUCGCUUGAAGCACGCUGAUCCUCAAGCUUUGACGAAUGCGCUCAAGCAGCGUCCGGACUUCGAAGCGCAAGACGCACGCAAUCACGUCCCGCUCCAGCACGUCUUUUGCCAGCGCCAGUACAGCCAGUCGGCCUUUCGAUAUGGCGACUACGUGGCCAAGUUCCUCUUGGUGCCGUCCAAAGGGUCAGAGCAGGAAGCUUUCACCGAUCGCCGAUUGGGCGAACAGGACAGUGAAACAGUGGCACUACGACAGGGUCUCAAGGACUUCAUCGAGCAAAAGGAGGCAAAGUUCGACUUUUGUGUCCAGCUGCUCCAGAACCUCGACAAGCAGCCCAUCGAGGAUACUCGGGUAGCAUGGGAUGCAAACGAGUUCCCAUUUGAAAAGGUUGCGACCGUCACAGUCCCUCCUCAAGAUCCAUUCACGCCGAAGCGAGUCAAUUUCUGGAGAGAUGAGAUACGGGUGGACCCGUGGCAUGGCCUCGAGACGCUCAAGCCGCUGGGCUCUAUCAAUCGUGUGCGAAAGGGCGUCUACAAGGCGUCUGCUUCUUUUCGACGGAGGAUGAACGGCGGGAUCAAAGAGGUCACUGUCGAGUCAAUCGACCAGAUCCCGGAUGAGUAGCGGUCCCGAUCUUCCCUUCUUGCUUUCCCGCCUCCUACGGUUAGCGCCUUUUCAUCUUCUCGCUCGCUCUUUUCAAUAUUUCCCCACAUUAUUUGAAUAUGAGUGGCAGGCUUGCUUUGAUGAUUGAAAAAAGAG